AUGUCUUCCUCCGAAAGAAUAACAGUUUACAACUUGGCGGACCUAAAGAACACCUCGGACGAUGCACUCCCCAACUACCUCAACUCCCUCAAGUUUACACAAUCACACACCCUAACCGACGUCCGCCUCGCGCUCGGCUACUCUGCCUUCCUGAUAGCCGGCGCAUGUUUUCUGUGGGACUAUAAGCUCGGCUUCGAAAGCACAAAGUACUACACAGCGGCUGCCGUGGCCCUCUACUCACUCCUGAACGGUGCCCUGACGCUAUGGAUCUGGCUUAAGGAGGCGGGCACUGUAUAUGAGGGCACAUCUCCCUCAGGAGAGAAGAUCAACAUUGCAACUUUAACAAAGAAGAACGACCCCACCUACCACAUGAAGAUCACAGUCACUGCCAAGAACGGCGAGAAGAAGACGUUUGAGCUCUCAAAACCCUUUGCCGAGUGGUUCGACUCCCAGGGCCACUUCGUCGUAGUCCCCUUCCAGGAGGUCCUCGCCACAAACAUCUCCGCCAUCGGCAAGCUCGACACCAAGCGCGUCAAGUCCGCCUCCCAGGCGUACUCGGCCGACGUACUCGACGCGCUGUACGCGGAGAGCACGGCGACGGGCAGCGGCGUCGAGGCGGACAAGGGCGCGAGCAAGCGACGCAAGGCAUGA
Molecule: messenger RNA, 651 nt
Organism: Colletotrichum spaethianum
Lineage: Eukaryota; Fungi; Ascomycota; Sordariomycetes; Glomerellales; Glomerellaceae
Product: signal recognition particle
Exons: 3
Coding region: 1-651 (216 amino acids)
Biological process (GO): protein targeting to ER
Cellular component (GO): membrane; signal peptidase complex
Source: RefSeq, a predicted model, not a curated record